AUGCCCGUAAUGCCCGUAACGCCCCGUAACGCUCAACCUGCUCCAGUUUUUAAGACCUGGCUCCAGGAAUCAUGGAAGGGCACACACCGCUCCAACAUGCCCCCAACAGUCUCAGAAAAAAGAGCCACAAAGCAUAAUCCCCUUGAACACCGCCAGCUAAGACGCCUCCUCCCAAAUGGCGUCCCCACACCCCGCACCAUCCUCAUUACUCCCCUCCCCAUCCUGUCACUCCCUGUUGGAGGUGAACCCAUCCUUGAAGUCGAAGUUUUCGACCAACCCGCUAGAGGUGACGGACGCGGCGCGGUAUGGGUGGUGGCAUCACGCCCAGAGAGGCAGCUGACAAAGAACACCAAAAUAAUCCUUAAAGCUGCUGGUCACGUGAGCGGGGUUGGACGCCUCUCCUCCCUAAACGGGUUAUACCGUCACUGGGCCUCUUUCGCCAUAUCCGGUGGGCCCCGACUCUGCAGCCUUCGCGUCCCGAUUCCCUGGGCGGUCCUCGGCGCGCUCGAGAGCCACACUCACUCCUCGCGCUAUCACGCCCUCCCGGAAGAACCCGACCCACACCCCGCUUUUAUCGGCAACCCCAUGAUCGCCAUGGACGGCGAGAACCCCUACGAAUUCGAUGUGUGGGAGGAUCCCGCACACCUAGACGCGCGACUAGCGCGAAUCCGCAACCAAUGA
Molecule: messenger RNA, 681 nt
Organism: Fomitopsis serialis
Lineage: Eukaryota; Fungi; Basidiomycota; Agaricomycetes; Polyporales; Fomitopsidaceae
Exons: 1
Coding region: 1-681 (226 amino acids)
Source: RefSeq, a predicted model, not a curated record